This is a messenger RNA of Pelobates fuscus (common spadefoot toad), 1777 nucleotides long. RefSeq names its product malate dehydrogenase 1B (gene MDH1B). Gene Ontology annotation, biological process: tricarboxylic acid cycle; malate metabolic process; oxaloacetate metabolic process. The transcript has 10 exons. Bases 47 to 1741 code for a protein of 564 amino acids. Lineage: Eukaryota; Metazoa; Chordata; Amphibia; Anura; Pelobatidae. Gene Ontology annotation, molecular function: L-malate dehydrogenase (NAD+) activity. The record is from RefSeq and is a predicted model, not a curated record.
CUGGCAACUGCAGUUAACACCACAAGGCGAAAGGCUACUGCUAGCUAUGGCGAAAUUCGUACUGGCAGGAAAAGCAGACUGUCCAUAUUAUGCCAAAGCAGAACUUCUUGCGGAUUAUCUUCAGAAAAAUCUUCCCUACUUCAGAGUGCACAAAAUUACACAACAUCCUGAUGAUUGGGAGCAAUGGUUAGCGGAGUUGUGUGAAAACAAUGGCUGGAAACACAAGAAAUCCCCCAUAAUUUGGAGAGAGCUUUUGGAUCGAGGAGGAAAGGGCUUGCUUAUCGGGGGAUUUAAUGAUUUCAUGGAACAUGCUCAGGAUUAUUAUAACGUCACGUCCGCAAUGGUGAGUGCACAAAUGAAGGAAAUUGCAUCUGAGAACUAUGAGACUCACAUUGAAAUUCAAAGAGAAGAGGAACACAUUAAAAACAGAUUUAACCCUUUACAUGUCUGGAUAACUAGUGCAUCAUUGCCUCCAUGCUACAAUCUGAUUCCAAUUCUGGCCAGUGGAGAAAUCUUUGGGAUGAACAAUGAGAUUUGGUUGCAUUUGUUGGACAGCGCCCAGUGCAUGGAUAGUCUUUCUGCUGUAAUUAUGGAAACCCAAGAUUUGGCAUAUCCGCUUCUCCGAAGAGUCACCAUGCACACAAUGGCGGAUGAUAUAUUCAAGCAGGCAAACGUUGUCAUUGUUCUCGAUAAUGCCAUUCCCAAGGUGGAUCAAUGUCCUGAAGAAUAUAUUAAAAUGGUAACCAGUGAAUGUGCGAAGUAUGGAGCGCUCAUUAAUCAGAAUGCAGACAAGGACGUGAAAGUGGUUGUGGCAGGAAGUAGCUAUGUAAACCUGAAGGCACUAAUAAUCGCAAGCAAUGCCCCUUCCAUCAACCAGCAUAAUAUCGUGGCAUUGCCAACACAGCUGGAAUUUGAAGCUAAAGCUCUGAUAGCAAAGAAAUUGAACACACAAUCAGCAGCUGUCAAGGAUGUGAUUGUCUGGGGGAAUAUUAAUGGAAUCAAUCACCUAGAUCUUCGUGACGCAAAAAUUUACCAGUAUGAUAGCUCUGUGUGGGGACCUCCAACCUUCUCACGUCCGUUGCUUAAUAUGAUAUAUGACAGGAAAUGGCUUAAGAAUAACCUUGUACAAGAAUGGCAUGAAAGAAGGGAGCAUCGUUCCGGCAUGUCAGCUGCCCAUUGUAUAGCCAAAGUUUUGUCGUGGUGGCAUAAGGAUUCGGACACCGGAGAGAUAGUUUCAUUGGGUGUAAUGAGUGAAGGGGAGUUUGAGCUGCCAGCUGGUAUUGUUUUCUCCAUGCCAGUGCGAUUCCAGCACGGAGAUUGGCAGGUGUGUAUUCAAGUCACCAUCCCAGAGGAAAUGAAAGAAAUUUUAUUGCAAGCAGCCAAGGAGCUAAUCAAGGAAAAAGCAAUUGGGCUAGGAUUGCCCCAAGAAUAUGAAAUAAAUGACAAACCAAGCGAACAAGCAGUUAUUGAACCAAGUUUUGUGGAGCUUCUACCAAAACCUGAUGUGGAAAAUAGCAGUGUGCUUCCAAUAGAAAAUAUCAUCAGUGAACCCGUGGAAAGAAUUAGCAGUCCAUUUAUAGAAAAUAUAAGCGAUCAACCUGUGGAAAGGAUUAGUAGUCAACCCGUGGAAGAUAUAAGUGAUCAACCAGUGGAAAGAAUCAACAGCCCAUCGGUGGAAAAUAUCAACGAUCAAACUGUGGAACAAAUCAGCAGUCCACCAUUGGAAAACAUCAGAGAAUAACCUAAUAGGUUUAUUUCUAAGUUUCUGUUUUGUUUU